GACAAGCCUGACUUCUGUUUGGAGUGUAGUGGAGUGCAACCGGGCCUGGGUUCAAUCGCCGCAAGGCUUGCCAGGGACAAUACAGGAGGUCAGAGCGUGUCAAAACACACCAGCGAAUCACAUUUCACAGUGGUUAGGUCCUGGCACGAAGAAAGACGGGCCAGGAGUGAAAAUUUAAAUAUUCCAGGGCUGGUUUAUACAUUCUGUGGCUGUUUGUUGAGCUAAGCGUCAGGCAGAAGAUUUAGCUGCGCGCUCUGAACCGUCCGAGAGAGAGAAAGGCAGCAGUCGCUGCCAGAGGGUCGUGCCCCAAAGGAGGAAGUCGUGCAACGAGACAAGGACUUCUGUCUGUGGGUGGAUUUAGAUUCCAGAUUCCGUUUUUCUUCUCCUGUGCAUUUGGGGAGCUGAGACUUUUCCAGGCAAGUUCGAUCGAUUGGCCGCAACUUUGGGGAGCUAUCUCGAGGAUAUCACUGUUUCUACUAUAAGGCUUCCGGAGCUGUCUGUCGUUAAUAUCAGCAUUUAGUAUACGUACUAGUACAUGCAGGCCGCGACGGAAUAUCACGGAAGGACACAGCAUAUAAGAGUUGACAUAUGUACAGAGGGACUUUUAAGGACUCGAGGACGAUGGAAAUGGAGGAUUUUGAGAAGACAGUUGCAGACGAGGCACCAGGGAGGCCCACUGCUUUCUCCCUUCCCCCGCUGUCAACAGAGCUGAGCAGGGCUUGGGCUCCAAACACUACCUGGAACUUCACACUGAACGACACGGUCUCACUUCCCGAGGAAGAUGGCGGGAUCACCAGCACAGUCAUGGACGUGGUGGUCACGAUUACCGUCUGUCUUAUCCUGGUGGCCAUGGGCUGUACCCUCGACUUGCAGGCCAUGCUGAAGUAUAUCAAGAGGCCGUACGGGAUAGCGGUGGGAGUCAUGUCGCAGUUCGUCAUCAUGCCGCUAGUGGCGUUUCUGUUGUGCCUAGCCUUUCAGUUGGAGCCAGCCCGCGCUCUGUCCGUCCUGGUGGUCGGUACCUGUCCGGGCGGUCACAUGUCCAACCUUCUGGUGUACUGGCUGGACGGAGACAUCAACCUCAGUAUCUGCAUGACGACAGUGUCCACCGCCCUGGCCAUGGGCCUGAUGCCGCUGUGUCUGUGGAUCUACAGUAAACCGUUCACAACCGCCACGACGGUCGUCCCUUACGGCAAGAUAGUCAUCGCCCUCGUCACCAUCAUCAUCCCUGUUAGUGUCGGCAUCUUUCUCAAGUACAAGUCUCCGAAAGGGGCCAGGUUGUUUUUGAAGAUUGGCGGCAUAUUCGGCAUCGUCAUCAUCCUAGCCAGCGCGGUGCUUGGUGGGAUAGCCUACAAGGACAUGUGGACCGGACCUCCCGCCAUUUUCCUCAUCGCCUUCGUCUUCCCCACGAUUGGCUACUCCUUCGGUUACGUCAUCGCCUGGCUCUUCCGUAUGGAGGACACCCUCCGGAAAACCGUGUGCAUCGAGACGGGGACGCAGAACAUCGGGAUCGCCCUGUCGAUUUUAAAGUUGACAUUUGCUCCAGAACUAGCGAGUAAGAUUAUCCUGUUCCCCAUGCUGUACGCCACUUUCCAGGGCACAGAGGCGAUGAUACUAGUGGUGUCCUACCAGAUCUGGAAAAGGAAGUGUAAAGCCGUAGAAGAGAAGGAAGAGAAAGAGACAGCCGAUGAAGCAAAGCAGGAAACCCUACUUGACGAUGCGAUGACCAAGGAUGAAGACGUGUACGAAUUCGUUACUGCUCUGUGACAUGCCACUCUGUUCUUAGCUUGAAA
This is a messenger RNA of Branchiostoma belcheri (Belcher's lancelet), 1790 nucleotides long. Its product is annotated as ileal sodium/bile acid cotransporter-like. The transcript is spliced from 4 exons. Lineage: Eukaryota; Metazoa; Chordata; Leptocardii; Amphioxiformes; Branchiostomatidae. Gene Ontology annotation, molecular function: bile acid:sodium symporter activity. Bases 589 to 1764 code for a protein of 391 amino acids. Gene Ontology annotation, biological process: bile acid and bile salt transport. The record is from RefSeq and is a predicted model, not a curated record. Gene Ontology annotation, cellular component: membrane.